AUGUUUAUAAACCCGAGCUCGGGUACAACUUUGCCUCAUCUCUCCCUUCCCAUGUCGACCCCUAACAGCAUUGAAGAAAAAGCAAGCAACCUGGAAGAACACAAUGAGAGCUGUUCCAUUCACGAAGGACUCGACUCGGAUGAGGUCUUCAAACAGACGAAGGAUGGAGUGAAUUUCAGGACUGUUGGAUGGCCUCGCGCUUCAUUUAUCUUUCUAAAAGUACUAUUCGCCACCGGCGUUCUGGCGAUACCUAGCACGAUGGCUACGCUAGGAACGAUCGGAGGCGCACUGUCCCUCGUUGGGUGGGGCGCCUUGAAUACGUACACGGCUUUCAUCCAAGGGAGCUUUAGGAACAACCAUCGACAAUGUCAUACCAUCGUUGACAUGGCUUAUCUCGUCGGUGGACCGAUAUUGAGGGAAGCAACGAGUUUCAUCUAUCUCAUAGCCUACAUCUUUUGUGCCGGAGUAGGUAUCUUAGGUGUUUCCAUCGCACUGAACGCACUUUCGGACCAUGCUAUCUGUUCCGUCUGGUUCUCCCUCGUUUCGACAGUAUUUAUAGUCGCGACGGCUAGUAUACGGAAGUUUCACGAUAUUGCUUGGUUAACGUGGGCGGGGUUCGUUUCUAUAUUCGUCGCUGUGUUGAUCAUUGUCAUUGCAGUAACAACCCUAGAUCGCCCAGCAGCAGCUCCGCAAACUGGAGAUUUCGACCUCGGAUAUUACGCUAUCCUAUUCCCCGACUUCGCUUCUGGAAUGGUCGCCACAUGCGCCAUAUUCAUUUCGACAGCUGGCACGUCGGCGUUUAUUCCUGUCAUCGCGGAGAUGCGUCGACCGAAAGACUACAAUAAAGCUCUAUUCUGUGCAAUGGGUUUCGUCACAACUUCGUAUCUAUGUUUUAGCCUCGUCGUCUAUCGGUGGUGUGGGAAGUGGGUGGCUAGUCCUUCACUUGGGAGUGCGGGCCCUGUUAUUGAGAAAAUAUCGUAUGGUAUAGCUUUGAUCGGCUUAGUCGCCAGCGGUUGUCUAUAUCUUCAUGUUGCUGCAAAAUACCUAUUCGUCCGAUUCCUUCGAAACUCUCGACACCUUCAAUCAAACACUGUAAUACAUUGGGCGACAUGGCUGGGAUGUACGAUUUCGCUCGGAGCAAUUUCAUUCAUCCUGGUAUCUGCUGUCCCGAUUUUCACCUAUCUCAUCUCCCUCUGUGGAGCUUUAUGCUUCGCCCCGUUAGCCAUUAUGCUCCCUGCCUGUUUUUGGCUAUACGAUCACCAGAAUUAUUGGAAAGGGACUAAGCGACAAGUUGUGAUAUACAUUUUACAUCUGAUACUGUUCAUUCUUGGUACGUUCGUCUGCAUAGGCGGAACGUAUGGUGCUGUUCAGCAAAUUGUGAACGCGUUUCGGAGUGGGGCUAUUGGGUCCGCGUUUUCGUGUGAUGGAUGA
Marasmius oreades (fairy-ring Marasmius) is the source of this 1431-nucleotide messenger RNA. RefSeq lists its product as uncharacterized. The coding region runs from base 1 to 1431 and encodes 476 amino acids. The record is from RefSeq and is a predicted model, not a curated record. The transcript is spliced from 10 exons. Gene Ontology annotation, molecular function: amino acid transmembrane transporter activity. Gene Ontology annotation, biological process: amino acid transmembrane transport. NCBI's taxonomy places the organism in Eukaryota, Fungi, Basidiomycota, Agaricomycetes, Agaricales, Marasmiaceae. Gene Ontology annotation, cellular component: vacuolar membrane.